ACGAAUUUUGCUCCACGUCAAUUCACGGAAACCCAACAUGUCGAAGGACGAAGAGGACCGCAACCUGUAUGCAGUGUAUGUCGUCGCAGGGGCAGUGCUCGUGCUCCUUCUUGCAUUCAUCAUCAAGCUAGCUGCAUCUGGAAGCAGCCCUGGAGGAAAGCGCGAUGUGAUUCUGUUGCUGGGACCGUGUGGUGGUGGCAAGACUGCGUUGUUUCAUCGCUUGCGCGAUGGGCCGUCGAAGGUGGACACGGUGACAUCAAUGAAGGAAACGCUGGAAACUUUUCCAUUGUUUGAUGAAGAGGCCGCGACUGUGUCCGUGUUGGACUUUCCAGGGCAUGAGCGGCUGCGAAGUCAAGUGUCGCAGUUCUACCCCAUUGCGAAGAAGCUUGUGUUUGUGGUCGACGCCACGACGGUCGGUGACGCCGCGCAAGUUCGUAAAGCUGCUGAAUUUUUGUAUGACAUCUUCGUCCACCCCAAAGUCCACGAUAACGGCAUUCCACUCCUCGUUGCGUGCAGCAAGGCUGAUGUAGCGACCGCCGCCACGCCCUCGCACAUUCAAUCCCUCCUAGAAACGGAGUUGUCUCAAUUGAAGAGCACGCGGGCGUCCCUUGAAGCGCACGACGACGACGAGUCCAUUCCACUUGGCCGCGAGAACGUUCCGUUUGCAUUUGACGUCGACGCCCCUUGCGAGGUCGUGUUUGAAUCGUACUCGAUCCAUUCCGCCGAAGCCAUUGCGCCGCUCUUGGACUUUAUUCUUCAGGAAUAGAAACGACUUUUUGGCAUUUUUGUGUCAUCAUGAAGCAUUUUGAUUCGCCACAUAAUUUUGUUUUAUCCACUCAUACAUCGAUUC
Aphanomyces invadans is the source of this 850-nucleotide messenger RNA. RefSeq lists its product as hypothetical. Lineage: Eukaryota; Oomycota; Saprolegniomycetes; Saprolegniales; Verrucalvaceae. Gene Ontology annotation, cellular component: Golgi apparatus. Gene Ontology annotation, molecular function: GTP binding. The transcript is spliced from 3 exons. The record is from RefSeq and is a predicted model, not a curated record. Gene Ontology annotation, biological process: protein localization to organelle; intracellular protein transport; Golgi to plasma membrane protein transport. Bases 38 to 766 code for a protein of 242 amino acids.